This is a messenger RNA of Leptopilina heterotoma, 699 nucleotides long. RefSeq lists its product as uncharacterized. Lineage: Eukaryota; Metazoa; Arthropoda; Insecta; Hymenoptera; Figitidae. Gene Ontology annotation, biological process: DNA integration. Bases 1 to 699 code for a protein of 232 amino acids. Gene Ontology annotation, molecular function: nucleic acid binding. The record is from RefSeq and is a predicted model, not a curated record. The transcript has a single exon.
AUGGAUCAAAUACCAACGGAACGAGUCACUCCAUCUCGACCAUUUCUACACUCUGGUGUGGAUUAUGCUGGACCUUUGCUACUUAAAACUUGGAAGGGACGAGCAGCUCGACCGUAUAAAGCAUACAUCGCUUUAUUCAUUUGUGAAGCCACGGCUGCUAUACACCUGGAGCAGGUAACGGAUUACAGUUCCGAUGCCUUUAUCGCCGCUUAUAAACGAUUCACUGCACGUAGAGGAAUCUGCUCAACUUUGAGAAGCGACUGUGGAACAACUUUGACCGGUGCUGAUAAAGAACUUCGCAAUUUAUUCUCCUCAGCAUCAAAAGAGCUUGCAGCCUUGUCAUCGCUACUCGCAAAGGACGGCACUCAAUGGUCCUUCAAUCCGCCAGCUGCACCUCAUUUUGAAGGACUUUCGGAAGCUGGGGUGAGAUCUGUGAAACAUCAUCUACGGAGAGUUAUCGGUGAUCAUCUUCUCACCUAUGAGGAGAUGAACACCUUUCUGUUACAGACUGAAGCAGUACUAAAUUCGAGACCACUAUCUGCGCUCACUGAAGAUGCAGAGGACUUCAAUGCACUGACACCUGGACAUUUUCUCAUUGGCGGACCGCUAACGACAAUUCCUGAGCCUAAUCUCGAAAAUAUCAUGACAGCAAGGCUAUCACGGUGGCAGCUUCUUCGUCAAAUGUUAGACAGCUUUUGA